AUGUUUUAUGCAAGUGCUUUACCGUUUAAUUUUGCAAAAUCUCCCUACUUUAGCCAGCAUUCCCGAGCCUUGGCCAAUAGCAAUUUGGCAGGUUACACUCCUCCUUCAUAUAACAGGCUACGUACUACAUUGCUUGCCCAAGAAAAGGAGCAUAUUAACAGGAAACUUCAACCCAUAAAAGACUCUUGGAGGGAAAAGGGAGCAUCGAUUGUGUCCGAUGGAUGGUCAGAUAGGCAAAAAAGACCUCUUAUAAAUAUUAUGGCUGCUUCUGCUAAAGGAGUAAUGUUUAUUCAAGCAAUUGAUGCUACUGGAAAUAUAAAAUAUUGUGAUUAUGAUGCAACGUUGUUUAUAAAUGCAAUCAAGGAAAUUGGAGAAGAAAAUGUCGUUCAAAUUGUCACAGAUAAUGCAAUCAAUUGCAAAGCUGCUGAAUUAAGCAUCGAGUCUAGGUAUCCUCAUAUCUUUUGGACUCCUUGUGUGGUACAUAGUUUGAAUUUGCCUUUAAAAAGUAUUUGUGAUCCUUCUGAAAAAUCACCUCAAUAUGCAAAUAGUAAAUGGAUUGCUGAUUUACUGAGUGAUGUACAAACUAUUUGGAAUUUUAUUGUUAAUCAUGGUAUGGCACUAGCAAUAUACAAUAAAUACUCUAAGUUGAGUUUGUUGAGAGUGGCUGACACAAGAUUUGCAUCAAGUAUUGUAAUGACUAAACGCUUGAGAGAAGUUAGGUCGGCAUUAGAAAAAAUGGUGAUGGAUUCAGACUGGAAAGUUUAUAGGGAUGCAAACAUUGACAAUAAAGCACAAGAAGUGAAAAAAUGCGUUAUGACUGAUUCUUGGUGGAAUGAUUUGGAUUAUUUGUUGUCCUUUACUGAUCCUAUUAUUAAUAUGUUACGAGUUGCUGAUUUAGAUUCUCCAGUUUUGCAUUCAAUAUAUAUUAUGUGGGACACAAUGAUUGAAAAUGUGAAAAAAAUAAUAUUUCAGCAUGAAGGGAUAGAUAUGGUUGGUGGUAAUUCAAUCUUUUUUGAUACUAUUCUCCAAAUUUUGGAGAGUAGAUGGAACAAGAGCAAUAUUCCCCUACAUUGUAUGGCACAUUCUUUAGUUCCUAAAUAUUAUUGUGAAGCUUGUGAUCCUAAUUGUGCCUAUAUGACCAACAAGUGCUGUGCUUCCAUUAGGUAG
This is a messenger RNA of Olea europaea var. sylvestris, 1167 nucleotides long. RefSeq lists its product as uncharacterized. The transcript has a single exon. The record is from RefSeq and is a predicted model, not a curated record. Lineage: Eukaryota; Viridiplantae; Streptophyta; Magnoliopsida; Lamiales; Oleaceae. The coding region runs from base 1 to 1167 and encodes 388 amino acids.